AUGUCUUCCAACUCGAAGAAACCAUGGGAAUCAAAGAAAUGGGAUUCUCUAGGCUAUCCCAUCAACAAGCAUCCCAACCGGACCUACCACUAUCCAAGCCGUACUGAAUUCGACUCCAAUACGGGCACGUACAACGCGCAUCCUUCAUAUUCAAACGACAGAGCUGCGCGAGACCGUGAAGCCGCCACGUCCUCAGGCCGAGAUUUCGCCUACUCGAGCAAAGAUCCACGACACGAGAGUUCGCAGAAUCAUGGACCUAGAACGAAUGACCAAGCUGCGAGGGAUCGCGAGGCUGCAAAGUCCGUAGGCCGGGACUUUGCGUACUCGACGAAGAGUUCGCGGCAUUGGGACUCGAAGACCGGGAGAUGA
Cladophialophora carrionii CBS 160.54 is the source of this 369-nucleotide messenger RNA. RefSeq lists its product as uncharacterized. The transcript has a single exon. NCBI's taxonomy places the organism in Eukaryota, Fungi, Ascomycota, Eurotiomycetes, Chaetothyriales, Herpotrichiellaceae. The record is from RefSeq and is a predicted model, not a curated record. Bases 1 to 369 code for a protein of 122 amino acids.